AUGGUUGUACAAAACCGCAAGAAAUUGGAACGGCUGGAUCUUGAGUCCCAGCGUCAGGUGCUUGAAGAAGAUAUACUGAUUUUCAGUCAGCAUCGGGGAGUAAAAGUAAAGAUCGUGUACGAUGCUGCUGGUAGACAAACGGGCGAGAAUGAGAUCUGCUGCGAGAAGAAGUCCGGUAUCGAUCUUGUGUUUUGCACCACAGUUGAAGCCGACAUUGGUUUGAUGAUUGAGGCUGCUCAGUCGCUUCUAGAGGGUGCCCCUUACGUGAUGAUAGCAACAUCUGAUCGCGCCGCCCAGCUGGACUGCACAGGACCGAAGACGCGUGUCAUAAGCUCCGAACUGCUGCUAAAAGAGAUCAAGGAUUGUAAGAAGAGGCUGAGGGCGAAGUUGUUGGAGAGCCAGACCCAGUAUGCGCGAGGGAGGCUGGCGGGGGCCAUGAAUUCGGAUUCAGAUAUUAAGAAGCUCAGAGAUCAGCUUUUGCAGACAUAG
Messenger RNA from Ostreobium quekettii, 489 nucleotides. NCBI's taxonomy places the organism in Eukaryota, Viridiplantae, Chlorophyta, Ulvophyceae, Bryopsidales, Ostreobiaceae. The record is from the annotation of a GenBank genome assembly.